UGGUGGAAAUUCCAGAGUAGGAAACGUUGAUCCAUAGUAAGAGCUUAACAUGGUUAGCUAAGUGAGGUAGUGCUGGUUUAAAUCUAAAUGUCAGACCUCAAAGCGUUGUCUUUCACUCUAUUGCUAUAAAAUCUACGUAUGUACUUGCUGUUUUAUCAGGAAGCUUGGUAAUAGGUUGAUAUUUGUCCUUUUUUUUGUCUUUAUGCGGUUGUGUAGAACUAGCCUGUUAGCUCUGCGUCGUUUCAGUGGAACUCCUCAGCUCGCUAGUUUUGUUGCACUGGAAUUUCUUAGCUUGUUUGACAGCUGGGGAAGCUAAAAUUAACCACGUUUAUAUGUAGUGAUCCGGCCUCCGUUCGACCAGGUUUGCGUGUGAAAGUUUAUUUUGUGCUAGUUUUCUCUGUUUCCGAAUGUUUGGUAACAGAAAUAGCAACGGCUGCAGCUAGCAGAUGGUUAGCCCGUUAACAUCAACAAUGGGUUAUAAGGGAGGUUUGAAGACGGCUAAAAGGCUUUAUUUUGUGGCUAUUCUCCUCCUUGUCUUCGCUGAUCGACUGGCAGCAGAUGAAGAUCAACGCAGAGACGAUGGAUCUGAGUUAAAGUCGUAUCACGAUCCAGACUCUGAUGAGGAAGACGUCCAUAUCGUGUCGAGGAUUCUGGCGGCCUAAAGCACACUGACGACAGAAGAGGAAAUAUUGACAGAAAAUUGAGAACUACCUGAACAGCCUCCUCCUCCUGAGGAGAAACCUAAAGAGGUUCCUGUAGUGAAUGGGGGCACAGCCCAUGGAGAGCCCUGCGUCUUCCCGUUCUACUUCCACGGGAGGGAGUACUCUGACUGCACCACUGGCAACCUAUGACUAUGGGAGACAAGUCAGCUGUGGUUGAACUGUCUCUCCGGCUCCGAAUUUGCAGCUUCGACGGAGGAGCAGGCGGAGCAGAGACUGCAGGCUGAAGAAGUGGAGGAGCAAUAUCAGACAGUCCUGCGGAUGCUUAAUGGUUCCACCAGGAGGGCUCAGAAGAAAGAGUUGUACGAGAAGCUGUUGAAAGUGGCGGAGAAAGGCCACCAGAAAGCCACGGAGAAGGUCGCAUACGCCAUGCUGUUUGGAGACUACAUGAACCAGAAUGUCACCAAAGCCAGAGAGAUGUUUGAGAAGCUGGCUGUGGAGGGCUCACCUAAAGCUCAGAUGGCUCUUGGCUUUCUGUAUGCAGCAGGACUCGGCGUUAACUCAAGUCAAGCCAAGGCUUUAGUUUAUUACACCUUUGGUGCAUUGGGUGGAAACCUAAUAGCGCAUAUGAUUAUGGGUUACAGAUACUGGGCCGGUGUGGGUGUUUCCCAGAGCUGUGAGUCAGCGCUAACGCAUUAUAGAGUGGUGGCAAAUCACGUGGCGAGUGACGUGUCACUGACGGGAGGCUCGGCAGUGCAGAGGAUCAGGCUGCUGGAUGAGGUGGAGAACCCAGGCUCCACCAGUGGGAUGCUGGAGGAAGACCUCAUCCAGUAUUACCAGUUUUUGGCAGAGAAAGGAGACGUUCAAGCUCAGGUUGGUUUAGGUCAGCUUCAUCUACAUGGUGGACGUGGAGUGGAGCAGAAUCACCAGAGGGCGUACGACUACUUCACACAGGCUGCGAAUGCUGGGAACACACAUGCUAUGGCUUUCCUUGGAAAGAUGUAUUCAGAAGGCAGCGAGUUUCUCCCUCAGGACAAUGAGACAGCUCUGCAGUACUUCAAAAAGGCCUCUGAUAUGGGUAAUCCAGUGGGCCAGAGCGGACUGGGGAUGGCUUAUUUAUAUGGAAGGGGAGUCCCUGUGAACUACGAGUUGGCUCUAAAAUACUUCCAGAAGGCAGCAGAGCAGGGUUGGGUGGACGGACAACUCCAGCUGGGAACCAUGUAUUACAAUGGCAUCGGUGUGAAGCGGGAUUACAAACAAGCGCUGAAAUUCUUCAACCUGGCCUCGCAGGCCGGCCACAUCCUGGCUUUCUACAACCUGGCCCAGAUGCACGCUACCGGUACCGGCGUGAUGCGCUCCUGCCACACUGCAGUGGAGCUUUUUAAGAACGUGUGUGAGCGCGGCCGCUGGUCGGAGCGCCUGAUGACGGCCUACGGCAGCUUCAAAGAGGGAGAGACGGACGGCGCGCUGGUUCAGUAUCUGCUGCUGGCAGAGCAGGGAUAUGAAGUGGCUCAGAGCAACGUAGCCUUCAUUCUGGACCAGAAAGGAGCAAAAAUCUUCAGCGACAAUGAGACCUAUCCUCGUGCUUUACUCCACUGGACAAGGGCUGCUGCACAAGGUUACACUGUGGCUCGGAUUAAACUGGGCGACUAUCACUUCUAUGGCUAUGGAACAGAUGUGGAUUAUGAGACGGCGGUCAUUCACUACAGGCUCGCAUCAGAGCAGCAGAACGGCGCCCAGGCCAUGUUCAACCUGGGUUAUAUGCAUGAGAAAGGUCUGGGUAUCAAACAGGAUAUCCAUUUAGCAAAGCGCUUCUACGACAUGGCAGCAGAAGCCAGUCCUGAUGCCCAGGUCCCAGUUUUCCUGGCCCUGUGCAAGCUGGGCCUGACUUACACUCUGCAGCACCUGCAGGACCUUAAUCUGAAGGAGUUGAUUGCUCAGGUGGACCUGGACCAGCUUCUGGGCCCGGAGUGGGACCUCUACCUCAUGACGGUCAUCGCCCUGCUGCUGGGCACGGUCAUCGCCUACAGACAGCGGCAGCAUCAAAUCAUCGUGGCGCCCCGCCCUCCGCCUCCCACUCCAGCGCCCCCUCCCAGACCCGCUCAGGAGGACGAGGAGGAGCCGCAAGCUCAGGCAGAGCCUCAGGAUCAGGAGGAGACGCCCGGCCCAGGCGAGGCUCAUGAUGAUGAUGAUGAGGAGGAGGAGCAGCAGUGAGAAGAGGCCAGGGAAAGACAAGAGAGCAGAACUGAUUAAAAACCUGCUGCUUUGAGCAUGUCUCCCACUGCCUGCUCUCCUCCACGUUAUUAGAAAACUCUCAUUGGCUGCUGAAACUGUUCAGUUCUCCAUUCGAGAAGUGAUGAAACAAACACAGGACCUAGGACUUUUUUUUGUGGCUUUUUUUCCCCUGUGACUCGGGAUUCUGCCAGAGGCAACCAUGGCCUCACCAUGGAGCUGUGUUGCAGUUUCCUCAUUAAAAACAUUUUAAAGUCAGCUGAUUAGAAGGAUUCUAAUUUCUGCUUUAGUUUUCUUCUCACAUGUCCCUAUUUUGUCAAAUGUUUUUUCUCCAGGAGUCGAUCUGCUCCAAUCCUAAGUAAAAGCAGAUCUAGAAAAUUAAAAGGGUAAGGUAAUGUGAAUUAAGCUUUUUUUUAAAUGUUUUUGUUGCUAAAGACAGGAUUCUGCUUCAUUUUUUGGUUGGGGCAAUUUUUUUUUAACAGUUUUAAGUUAAUUCUAGCUAAAUUUCCUUCAGUAUUUUUUCCGGAAUCCAUAAAGUUUUGAUUUCUAUGCUAUAAUAUACAAAAUCCAUCUGCUUUUUUUGUUACUAUUAUUUUUAGAGAAACAAGAAAGAUGUUGGGCAUUUUUCUUUAAAAAGCUGAAGUACUAGAGGUACCCUUUGGCUUUCAACAAUGAGGAGCAUUUGAAUUUGGUCAACAACAACAACAACAAAAAAACUUAUGUCAAAAUAAGAUCCUAUUAGAAACAUUUUGUGGGAGAAUAUUUGUUCUUUUAAAAAAAUGAUGCAAUAAUAGGUUUAUAAAUUCAUAUUAAAUGGCAAGUCGAAAACAUGCCAAACUACA
This is a messenger RNA of Gambusia affinis (western mosquitofish), 3733 nucleotides long. It is a transcript of the gene sel1l, whose product is annotated as SEL1L adaptor subunit of ERAD E3 ubiquitin ligase. Gene Ontology annotation, molecular function: protein binding. Gene Ontology annotation, cellular component: endoplasmic reticulum membrane. Lineage: Eukaryota; Metazoa; Chordata; Actinopteri; Cyprinodontiformes; Poeciliidae. The record is from RefSeq and is a predicted model, not a curated record. Gene Ontology annotation, biological process: ERAD pathway.